AUGGGUAAAAGAAAAUCAUCAGCUAGAAAACCUGCCAAAAAGAUUAAACAAACAUUAGAUACUACAUUUACAUGUCUAUUUUGUAAUCAUGAAAAAUCUGUAAUAUGUUCAUUAGAUAAGAAAAAUUUCCUAGGUGAAUUACAUUGUAAAAUUUGUGGUCAAAGUUUUCAAACUUCAAUAAAUGCAUUAUCACAACCAGUUGAUAUAUAUAGUGAUUGGAUAGAUGCUUGUGAAGAUUUAGCUGAAGAAGCAGGUGAUGAUGGUAAUAAUGAAGAAGAAGAAGAAUAUUCUGAUGAUGAUAGACGAAGAGAUACACCAAUAGAUUCAGACGAAUAA
Insectozyma verbasci is the source of this 336-nucleotide messenger RNA. NCBI's taxonomy places the organism in Eukaryota, Fungi, Ascomycota, Pichiomycetes, Serinales, Debaryomycetaceae. The record is from the annotation of a GenBank genome assembly.